Phodopus roborovskii (desert hamster) is the source of this 3826-nucleotide messenger RNA. RefSeq names its product muscle RAS oncogene homolog (gene Mras). Bases 290 to 916 code for a protein of 208 amino acids. The transcript is spliced from 6 exons. Gene Ontology annotation, cellular component: plasma membrane. The record is from RefSeq and is a predicted model, not a curated record. Gene Ontology annotation, molecular function: GTPase activity; GTP binding; GDP binding. NCBI's taxonomy places the organism in Eukaryota, Metazoa, Chordata, Mammalia, Rodentia, Cricetidae. Gene Ontology annotation, biological process: signal transduction.
GAGCAGCCGGGCGGAGAGGAGGGCGCCGGGCGCUUUGUUCCGGGGCUGGAGGUGUGGCCGGCGGUGUGGCCGGCUCCGCGCUCGCUUGCCCUGCUGCGCUGCACCCGGGCGCCCGACUCCGACUGUGCGUGGCCUCUGCCCCCCACCAGCCGCCCCAGAGGAACGGUGUGCGGUGAAGUCGCUCGCCACCCCGACCUCAGUGGGGAGGGCCUGGCCACCGCUCAAACUGACUCCUUUGACUGUAGUCACCCCGGGGUUCCUCGGCUGCCCGGGUUUGACUACCAGCAGCAUGGCUACCAGCGCUGUUCCCAGUGACAACCUCCCCACGUAUAAACUAGUAGUGGUGGGCGAUGGAGGUGUGGGCAAGAGUGCCCUCACCAUCCAGUUUUUCCAGAAGAUCUUUGUGCCUGAUUACGACCCGACCAUUGAAGACUCGUACCUGAAGCAUACGGAGAUUGACAAUCAGUGGGCCAUUUUGGAUGUUCUAGACACAGCAGGGCAGGAGGAGUUCAGUGCCAUGCGGGAACAAUACAUGCGAACUGGCGACGGCUUCCUCAUCGUGUACUCCGUCACUGACAAGGCCAGCUUCGAGCACGUGGACCGUUUUCAUCAGCUCAUUCUGCGUGUCAAGGACAGGGAGUCAUUCCCAAUGAUCCUCGUGGCCAACAAGGUGGAUUUGAUGCACCUGAGGAAAAUCACCAGGGAGCAAGGAAAAGAAAUGGCGACCAAACACAAUAUCCCGUAUAUAGAAACCAGUGCCAAGGACCCACCUCUCAACGUGGACAAAGCCUUCCAUGACCUCGUUAGAGUAAUUAGGCAACAGAUUCCAGAGAAAAGCCAGAAGAAAAAGAAGAAAGCAAAAUGGCGAGGGGACCGGGCCACUGGCACUCACAAACUUCAGUGUGUGAUCUUGUGACAGCCUGAAACCCUGGGCAUAGCAACCAUGAACUGCCAGCCCCCGGGACCAGCUCACUGCCUAAUUGCACUGAGAAUCACUUCUAACCACAACCCUUGGCUCUGGACUGGGCACAGGAAGGGAGCGAGGGAGGAUGGGCAGGAGCAGACAGGGUUUGGCUUUGCCACCUCUCCCAGGAGAGCAGCGGCUUCCAAGCCCUUUGCGUGUUGAUUGAGCCCUGUUCCCAGUGUCUUGGUGGCUGUGUUGUCUCUGUUAAGUAGAAAGGGCUGGUUUGCUGUGGAAGUGUUUAUCCACAUCCGAUAUACCAGACAAGCCAUGAACAAGUUUCCUCCCCGUCCAUCCCCAUCCCCAGUGUCUGAGCUCUGGUGUCUUUUGUAGAUUUUUAAAUUAUUUGAGUAAUGAUUAUUUUAUUAAAGAGGUCUGUGCCCACUGCCCGGUGAAGCCUGGGGCUUUGGCAGACCUCUCAGCUAGUGUCUGGAACAGUGCUCUUGUCUUUUUAACCGAGAGUUCCUAGCAGUGCCAAACUCCAGCCAGGCUGGAUGACUGAGAUGGCGGAGGGUAGUGGAGGCCUUGGCAGAGCCCAGGAAGCAAACAGGCCCCAGAGACUGGAGAGAGGGAGACGGUUCAUGUGGAGGUUGAAAAUGCAGAGAGUAGAAAUGCCCUCACUGCUACGCCCACACCCCCACCGCCAUGGAAGGGAGAGCUAGCUGGGACCAUCGCACCCCUAGAGGGAUUUCCUCAUCCUCAAAGUGGGUGAGGCGAGUGGCUGGCUUUGCACAGUGCUCAUUUGCUUUUCAGGCAGUAGGUACAUUCUGCCUUCAGAUGCGACAGGGACCUGGGCUUCUCAGAUGUGUUCCUUCUUGCUUGCUCACAUCCUGUGUGUUGCUGUGCCUCUGACACAAACAUGGCAUGCUCAAGGAGGUAAAAGUGACACCAUCCAGAAAGCUGUUGUCUUUGAUGGCUCUGACCUGAAAGCACCCGAUACUGUAAUCACCGAAGCACCAGGGCCUGAAGCCAUUUCCAUGUGAGUCGGCGGCCAGCCCGUGAGCACACAACCCUCCUGGCAUCAGUAGUACGACUUUCUUUUGGUGCACACUUUCCUUGCCCUCUCUGUCUUAGGUCAAAGGGGAAAGGAGAGUUGAGCUGACAACACAAUCCACACAUUUAUUCCAUCAGGGACACCCCUCUCCUUCCACGAUGCACCCUCCCUGUGGUUCUGCUGCUGGGGCAAAGAUUGGGUUUUUCCAGCUGGGAUCUGAGUGGGGUAACAGCUGAGCCAGGGUGCCCCCUGUGGGAGGGGCGGAAGCUAGUGGGGUCGUUUGCCAGCUCACUGUGCUGGGCCACUCUGGAGAAAGAAACUCGUGGAAAGAAAGCCGAGGCAAGGGGGCACCAAGUGGAUGUCCAGCCUCGUGGUUCUUUUCCCACCCAGAAAGUCCUAAACAGGGUCAUCAUCACAGAAAACCCGCCCAAAGGACAGUUCUGCUACAGAGGGAAAUGAUUGGCAGCUAAAGAUGAAACUUCUUGUCAGAUGCCUUCCCCCGAGCCCCACUUUUUCUGUUCCUAGAAAGGAUACCAAAGAACAUUCCAGAUGAGGUAUCUCACCAUAUCCCGGAUCCUAUAGUAUCUAUGGUUUUUCAACACUAAAAGGACCAGGCUUUCUCCAGGCUGAGCUGUACCCACAGCAGCUGCCACCUAGAGAGAGUGGGACAAAUAGAAGUGAGGUCCAGCUCCGCACAGAAUGCAGAAGCAAAAGGCCCUGCACUCAGGGCAGCAGCCACUGCCAGAAAGGCCCCAUCUCCUGCCACCCGCCACCCGCCACCAGCACACCCCUGCCUCUCUGGAGCAACCUCCACUGUGUCAAGUGGGAAUUCUCACUGGAAGUAGAGCAGUUGCCUAGACCAGAGCCCCGAGUCACACAGGUAACUAGAAGGGAGGCUCCCAGCAUUCCUGUGCCUCUCAGAAGAGGAGGUGCAUCCAGGCCUGUCAUCCAGGGCAUCCCUUCUAAACUGACUCCAUACUGACCAACAUCUGGCAGGCCUUCUACAGUCUCUUAUUCAGGGCUCCUGGUAAGCUCUCAUCUCCCAGAACCCCACUUCUCCAGAAAAUGAGCUGGAUAUGUAACACUCCAGAGUUAGAAAUGAGCCUUUGACAGAGUUUCCAGAGAGGCCAAGUAAGGUACACUCAGCACACCUCCAUCACCAGCCCACGAGGAAAGACAGCCUGGAAACCUGGUUGGCCACAACACCAGGUGACUGGGAACCCUCUAGGUCUAUAGACAAGUUGUCAUUCUGAGGUUCCCUCUGGUGUUUCAGAAAUGUGUGUUCCCAUCAAAUCCCCUGGUGUACGCCCUCCCUGGAAUCCCCUCCCCCUCCCCCUCUAUUGUGAGCCCAGGUUUUCUCCCUUACUGACACCUCCUUAUAGGCUCCUUUCCUCCCCCCUAGCCAUCCCCUCUCCCCCCAGAAUGGGGCUAUGCCAUGGCUACUUCCUUCCCAAGCACUUUGCCACACUGGGGACAUCUGGAUGUUUCCCCUCCUGUCCCACCUCCCCAUGGCUCUUGCUGUGAGAAUACCUGAUUCAGUGAGUGUAGCCUGUCUUGCCUGCCAGGAGAUGUGACCUGCUAACCCUGGCAGCUCCAACCCCAAAGCCCCUCAGACCUGCUACACGAAGUCCAGGGUCACAGAGGGGUCCCCUCCUUUAGAAGCUCACCUGGGUGGAAACUCCACAUUGGCUGGGGUUUCCCUAGAAUGCCAGAUACUUGAAACACUGAGCCCUUUGAGUGACAGUAUUAGCUGGUGGCCAUUGUCUCUGAAACGAGAGUGAUGCCUAGAUGUUUUGAUGCUUGAGUCUUUUAUGUAACUUUUUAUCGAGUCUUUGUGUAUCUUUCCUUAUUAAUAAAGAAACAAUGAGAAA